Messenger RNA from Astrephomene gubernaculifera, 1549 nucleotides. Lineage: Eukaryota; Viridiplantae; Chlorophyta; Chlorophyceae; Chlamydomonadales; Astrephomenaceae. The record is from the annotation of a GenBank genome assembly.
CGCUUCGAAACCAAGCGGACGACUAUCCAACAGCAACAAUACAACAUACGCUCCCUACAACCACUUCAUCAAACACAUCAGCAUAAAGCCCUACACGCUUAACUUUGCUGCAUAGCUUCCAGGACUCCAUGCAACACCCUUUCUCGAGUCAACCUACAGCUGUCUACUAGAAGCAGCACAGACAACGCAAACACUUGCAUAUGCGAAGGCAUACACCUUUAGAGAUGCGGUCCGUACCUAUUGGCAUUGCUGGCAGUCGGUGCUUAAUGACCGCACGUUGCCCGCCGACGGCCCUACAACGAACCCGUCACACCGUUAGGGUAACUGCUUCGUCCGUCGCAAUGCCGGCGAUACAGGCCAACGCAGGACGUACCCACUACCAGGUCCUAGGAGUGCAGCCCGCUGCGUCCCCUGAUGAGAUCCGGGUGGCGUUCCGUCGCCUCGCCAAGACCUUGCACCCGGAUCGCAACAAGGCGCCGAGUGCCAUCCAAGAAUUCCAAGUAGUCAAGCAAGCCUACGAUGUGCUGGCGGAUGUUGCGGCACGUGCGGACUACGACCGAGCCAUGAAGAUCCAGGACAUGGCGGCUGCGGUGGCAGCAGCGGGUCGUCGCGCGUCCACGGUCAAGCAACGACGCAGCGCCAGCAAGCCGUUCUCCGGGGCAACCCCAACGACGGCGGCACGGCGCGCGCCCAGCACCCACCACCGGGUCCACCGCGUCUCUGGCGAUGACUUUCACGCCUUCACACAGGCCCGCACAGCGACGCCCUCUCCACCGCGCCCGAGCCACUUUAGCAGCAGCAGUAGCAACCAUCACUACCGACCCGCUUCAACAGCCUCGGCAUCUGGGAGCAGCAGAGCCUAUCGCAGCGUCUUUGACGGCCCGCUGCGACCGCCGCCUCCGCAGCAACCACACCAGCAACAGCAGCAACGAUCGCCGCCUCCAUCUGAACCGCUCAGGCAGCCCACAGCAGCGGCCGAAGCGGCGACAACGGUCACUGGUGCUGGAUCCAUCGCAACAGCACCGCAGCCUGGAUUUGAUGUGCGUCUUACAUCGUCGGCAGCUGCUGCUGGGCUCAGCAGCGUCAGCAGCAACAGCAACGGGGCACGGAAGGGCAAUCACGCCAGCAGUAGUAGCCGUAGCGCUCCCCAGGCUGGUACGGCAGAUGAGGCCGAAAGGCAUUCCGUCGGCAACGCCAGCACCAGCGCCAAUGCAUCCUCUCCGCAUCACUUCGGAGUAGGGAGCGGCUCAGUCCCUCCUUCCGCUGCCGCUAGCAAGCCAAGUAGCAUAAGCAGCACCCACAGCAGCAGAUGCAUCUUCAACGGUCGGUCCAUUUCUCCCAAUCUUGAUGCGCCCUCGCCAUCGCCUGCGCCAAACGCUGCGCCGAUGUCGGCCCUUUGGACAACAGCAGCAGCCGCUUCAGAACCCGCACCAGCCUCAGCUGCAGAGCAAGCCACCAGUGCAGCAGGGUCUCAGCAAAGCCGUACAACUGCUUCCGUUAUCGUACAACUGGGCAGACCGGAUGUAGUCGUCACACCGGUGCCUCCGCC